This is a messenger RNA of Mobula hypostoma (lesser devil ray), 6886 nucleotides long. It is a transcript of the gene dglucy, whose product is annotated as D-glutamate cyclase. Gene Ontology annotation, biological process: glutamate metabolic process. Lineage: Eukaryota; Metazoa; Chordata; Chondrichthyes; Myliobatiformes; Myliobatidae. Bases 71 to 1666 code for a protein of 531 amino acids. Gene Ontology annotation, molecular function: D-glutamate cyclase activity. The transcript is spliced from 11 exons. The record is from RefSeq and is a predicted model, not a curated record.
GUGACCUUUAGUUUUUGACUGGUUUAGCUGUGUUGAGAAACCUUAGUGUCAACGAGGUCUUUUUGUGGUAAUGGACACUGGAAAUUCAUGUUCAUCGACAUACAAUGAGAAACCAGCGAUGCAAAGAAUCCACGCCCUGGCGUCGAUGGUUCCAGCCACCGCCAGGAAUUUGAUCCGUGCGGGACGGUUCCAUGCCUCCACAACCUCAGCAAUAUCUCAAGGUUACAAGCAAGCCAACAUUGUGAUAGUGAACAAGAAAUUUGCCAAUGACUUUGAGAAGUUCUGCUUGGCAAAUAGUGGACCAUUGCCCUUGCUGUACAGGAGCAAGCCUGGUGAAUGGGGAGCUCCACCUCUCAGCUCCAAUUCAGACAUAAGGACUGAUUGUCUACGAUACAGGAAGUAUGAGAAUGGAAUCUUCACUGGUUAUCUGCAGAACCUCAUGCAAUACACUGAGCAGCUAAAGGAUAUGGUCACCUUUUACGUGGGAUGCAGCUAUUCCUUUGAGAGUGCAGUGCUGGAGGCCGGCGUUCCAAUCCGGAAUGUUGAACAAGGGUGCAGCGUCAGCAUGUACAGGACAAACAUCCAGUGUGCCAGGGUCGGUGUCUUCCAGUGUAACAUGGUGGUCUCGAUGCGACCCAUUCCUGUUGACAAGCUUGACGUGGUUGUACAAGUGAGCCAUUGCAUGGUGGACUCCCAUGGUGCGCCCAUACACAUUGGCCAUCCAGGAUUGAUUGGAAUUGGCGAUUUGUCCGUGCCCGACUUCGGGGACGUGGUUGAAGCUCAUCCUGGGGAUGUCCCUGUCUUCUGGGCCUGUGGGGUCACUGGAGCAGAGGCUGUCAGCAGCUUAAAGUCUCCCCUGGCUUUCACCCAUGCUCCCGGCAGUAUGUUCCUCACAGACCUGAGAAGUGAGAGGCUGGUGACCGGUGAUGGCGUCAGCAGUCUCGAGACCCCUCAGGUUUUCUGCAUCUCUGAGAACCCGCCCCAUUACAGCGUGGCCUCGCUCUCCGCAGUGGAGAAGAUUAGGGCACUGGAGAGACUGAUUCAGGAAGACCCAGGUGACCGAGGGAUCAAGCAUUUGUUCAUCAAAGACCAGCUACUGAAAGCUUCCCUCUCAUUGUCUCAUGCAAAGUCUGUGCUCAUAACCACUGGAUUUCCAACCCACUUUAAUCAGCAACCCCCAGAGGAGACGGAUGGUCCUCCCGGAGCCAUUGCCAUGGCAGCCAUGCUGCAGGCCCAGAAGAAGGGCGUCGUCAUAGUAACAGAUCAAAGAGCCUUAGAGAUGAACAAGAAGGUCAUUGAAGAGGCUGUUGAGCAAGGAGUAAUGCAAGCCCCCGUGCCUGUUGUCAGCUACCAGGACGAUAGUGAUGAAUCACCCCUGAUGUUCCUGUGCCAUGAUGGCAACCCCCGGUUUCCAAGGUUUGACCAUCUUGUGGCCAUCGAGCGUGCAGGCAUGGCUGCCGAUGGCAACUACUACAAUAUGAGGAAAGUGAACAUCAAGCACUUGGUGGACCCCAUUGACAAACUGUUCUUGGCAGUCAAAAACAUCCCAGGGAUAGUCACAACCGAUGGAAAUAUCUUCUCCUUGGCAGGGAGAGAGGACCCACUGCCCAAACAGGGGGUUUUGGCAGCCAAACACACUGUGGAGAAUAAACAUGAAGUAAAUUAGUCUAUGAAGAUGGGGUAAUUACAGUAUAACCUUCCUCCAGUGGCUAUUUGUAUCUGAGAGGGCUUAAGGUCUUUGUCUGAGUUUGAGUUUAGAACUGUGCAGUCAGCAAACCCAAUUAUCAUUACAAGCUUUGAUCUCCUGCUCCAACAUCAGUUUCUGUGUCUUAGUGUCAAAGACAUUUGUUCUUCCUGCCACUGUCUGUAAAGAGUUUGUAUGUUUUCCCUGUGGUCAUUUGAGCUUCCUCCAGGUGCUCCAGUUUCCUUCCACAUUCCAAAGACAUAUGGGUUAGAGUUAGUAAGUUGUGGGAAUGCCAUGGCGACAUUUGUGGGCUGCGCCCAAUAUAUUUUUGGUCUGUGUUGGUCAUUCACUUUAUGCUUCAAUGUGCUUAUGAUAAAUAGGGCUACUCUUUAAUCUUUAAUAAAGCACCUUGGGACCCUUUACUGCUGAGGAGAGUUUAUAAAUGCUGAAGAAGGGUUGCGGCCUGAAACAUGAAUUGUUUAUUCCUCUCCAUAGAUGCUGCCUGACCUGCUGAGUUCAUCCAGCAUUUUGUGGGUGUUACUUUGGAUUUUUAGCAUCUGCAGAAUCUCUUGUGUUUAUAAAUGCAAGUUCCUAAAGCAUAAAAAACACAAAUUGGCCGAGAUCCCACCUCUAUGGGAUGUUUCUCAGAUUAGACCCACAUUACAGAUGGACUCCAUAUGAAAUCAUUUAGUGAUUUAGUCUCUUGAUCUUUACCUCUUCCUCCUUUAACAUGUUUCCGAAAAUCCCAUGAACUUUCCCAUAGCAUGCCAAUUCCGGCAAAUGGAUCCACCCUAUCAUUUUCUUCAGUUUUUCCAUUAUUUCUCAUGGAUAUUUUAAAUCUUAGUAAGAGUUCUUGAAGAUGUUUUCUAUUUCAGAAGGUCUCCUUCACAUUAAUAAUAGUAUUCAGCCUAAAAACUUAAGUAAAUGUUAGUUUCCCUAUAAUAGUUAUUUUCUAUACAAAUCUUUGUUUAUGCAUUGUUUUUCAUAAUUUCUUUUGCAUUUGUUUAUUUUCCUUUAAAUGCCUGCAAGAAAAUGAAACUCAAAGUAAUAUAUGGUAAGACCAUAAGAUAUAGGAGCAGAAUUAGGCCGUUCAGCCCAUUGAGUCUGCUCCGCCAUUCAAUCAUGGCUGAUCUUUUUUUCUCCUCCUCAACCCCAUUCCCCAGCCUCCUCCCUGUAACCUUUGUGUCCAAUCAAGAAUCUAUCAAUCUCUGCCUUAAAUACAACCAAUGACCUGGCAUAGAAGUGAUACGUGUCAGUUUCCAAAGCAACUCUCUUUAAGUGGCUUCUGGUGGUGAAACUAACAGUCUGAGUGAUGUCUGAUUACACUGGGGCUAGUUCCCAAUCAAAAUCUACUGAUGCAGGCUGUGUAAUGUAAACAGUGUUCCCUAAUUCAUUGAUCUUGUAUCUAAUUUACAUUAUGGCAACACAUGUUAUAUCAGACAACCUGCGAUUAUACAACCACCUUGCUGCACCGUUUAGAGCAAAUGCCUGCUUUCAUUUCUACUCUAUCCAAGGAACUGCGUGUACUAUUUCUCCAAGAAAUAUUGUAGUUUAAAAACUAUAGUAUAGUAUAAUAAAAAAAAUACAGUGCAAUUAAACUCUGUUGGAGUACGAAAACAGAAAAUGUUGAAAACACUCGUCAGAGGGAGGGAAGGAAACAAAAGAAGCUCAUGCCUUAUUACUUUCUGUGGAACUUAGCUGAUAAUUAACAAUAGGCGUCCGUCAUGAGACCAUGGAUUUGCAUCUUGGAAGGUUUCCCGGGUGCAGGCCUGGGCAAGGUUGUAUGGAAGACCGGCAGUUGCCCAUGCUGCAAGUCUCCCCUCUCCACGCCACCGAUGUUGUCCAAGGGAAGGGCAUUAGGACCCAUACAGAUUGGCACUGGUGUCGUCGCAGAGCAGUGUGUGGUUAAGUGCCUUGCUCAAGGACACACACGCUGCCUCAGCCAAGGCUCGAACUAGCGACCUUCAAAUCACCAAACGCCUUAACCACUUGGCCAUGUGCCAACUUUGCUGAAUGCCUUACUAAAGGCCAUAAACAUCACAUCCACCGCUCUACUUUCAUCAGUUUGUCUUGUCCCCUCCUAGAAAAUCUCAGUCAGGCUCGAGAGGCACAAACUUCCCCUCACAAAGCUAUACUGUUUUCAGUAAUAAGAAUAUGCUUCUGCAAAUAUUCAUAAUUCCUGUCUCUAAUCUUCUCCAUUAGUAUGUCUACCACUGACGUAAAACUCACUGAUCUAUACAAAUAAUCUCCUCUUGGACUUCCAACUGGGUAUGGGUAUCGAUUUGAAUUGACAAACUCUGCGAUCUUUAUCAGGGAUGAAGAUGCAACGAACCAGAAUUGAUUAGAGAGCUUAAGAUUAAAGAUUCCUGAGGGACAAGUGAUCAUAAUAUGAUCGAAUUCACCCUGAAAUUUGAGAAGGAGGAGCUAGAGUCAGAUGUAUCAGUACGUAAAGGGAAUUACAGAGGCAUGAAGAGGAGUUGGUCAGAAUUAAUUAACAGCAGAGCAGCAAUGGCUGGAAUUUCUGGAAGCAAUUCAUAAGGCACAGGAUAUAUACAUUCCCAAAAGGAAGAAGUACCCUAAAGGAGAGAUGGCAUGACCGUGGCUAACAGGAGAAGUCAAAGCCAACAUGAAAGCCAAUGAGAGGGCAUAUAAUAGAGCAAAAAUUCGUGGGAUGUUAGAGGAUUGGGGAGGUUUUAAAAACCAAAAGAAGGUAACUAAAAAGGGCAGUAAGAAGGUAAAGAUGGAAUACAAAAGUAAGCUAGGCAAUAAUAGUAAGAGGAUACCAAAAGUUUCUUCAGAUACAUAUAGUGUAAAAAAAGAGGUGAGGGUGGAUAUCGGACUGCUUGAAAACAAUGCUGGAGAGGUAGUAAUGGAGGACAAGAAAAUAGCAGAUGAAUUGAACAAGUAUUUUGCAUCAGUCGUCACUGUGGAAGACACUAGCAGUAUGGGGGCAGUUCCAGGCGUCAGGGGCAUGAAGUGUGUGAAGUUACCAUAACUAGAGAGAAGGUUCUUGGGAAACUGAAAGGUCUGAAGGUGCAUAGGUCAACUGAACCAGAUGUUGUACACCCCAGGGUUCUGAAAGAGGUAGCUGAAAAGAUUGCGGAGGCAUUAGUCAUGAUCUUUAAAGAAUCACUAGAUUCUGGAAUGGUUCUGGGAGACUUGAAAAUUGCAAAUGUUACUCCACUCUUCAAGAAGGGAGAGAGGCAGAAGAAAGGAAACUAUAAGCCAGUUAGUCUGACCUCAGUGGUGGGAAGAUGUUGGAGUCGAUGAUUAAGGAUGACAUCUCAAGGUACUUGGAGGCACAUGAUAAGAUAGGCCACAGUCAGCAUGGUUUCAUCAAGGGAAAAUCUUGUCUGCCAGAUCUGUUGGAAUUCUUUGCAAAAGUAACAAGCAGGAUAGACAAAAGAGAAUCAGUUGAUUUCUACUUGGAUUUUCGGAAGCCCUUUGACAAGGUACCUCACUUGAGGAUGCUUAACAAGGUACAAGCCCGUGGUAUUACAGGAAAGAUUCUGGCAUGGAUAAAGCAGUGGCUGAUUGGCCAGAAGCAAAGAGUGGGAAUAAAGGGAGCCUUUUCUGGUUGGCUGCCAGUGACUACUGGUAUCACACAGGGGUCUGUGUUGGGACUGACUCUUUUUACGUUAUAUGUCAAUGAUUUAGAUGAUGGAAUUGAUGGAAAGUUUGCAAAGGAUCUGAAGGUAGGUGGAUGGGCAGGUAGUUUUGAGGAAGUAGAGAGGCUACAGAAGGAAUUAGACAGAUUAUGAGAAUGGGCAAAGAAAUGGCAGAUGGAAUACAGUGUCUGGAAGUGUAUGGUCACGUACUUUUGUAGAAAAAAUGAAAGGGUUUACUACUUUCUAAAUGGAGAGAAAAUACAAAAAAACUGAAGUGCAAAGGGACUUGGGAGAUCUUGUGUAGGAUUCCCUAAAGGUUAACUUGCAGAUUGAGUCUGUAGUGAGGAAGGUAACUGCAAAGCUGGCAUUCAUUUCAAGAGGACUAGAAUAUAAAAGCAAAGAUGUAAUGUUGAAAGUUUACAUCCUUUAGAGGGGUGUCCUUUUCGAAUGGAGAUGAGAAGGAAUUUCUUUAGCCAGAGAGUGGUGAGUCUGUGGAAUUCUUUGCCACAGGCAGCUGUGGAGGGUAAGUUUUUAUGUUUAUUUAAGGCAGAGGUUGAUAGAUUCUUGACUGGUCAGGGCAUGAAGGGAUACGGGGAGAAGGCAGGAGAUUGGGCUGAGAGGAAGAUUGGAUCAGCCACGAUGUAAUGGCAGAACAGACUCACUGGGCCAGAUGGCCUAAUUCUGCUCUUAUAUCUUAUGGUCUUAUAUACGCAGGGAGAGAACUAGAUCCUUAUUCACUGAUAUAUAAUUACCAGGAUUAUCCCAAUUACCUUUCCUGAACAAAUAGAGCAACAUGUUCCAUCCUCCAAUUCUCCAGUGCGACUCCUUUGGGUAGUGAGAACUGUGACGAGAAACCAAGUUAUCAGAAGAUUGAUGCUGAUGAGAGAGAUAAGGGAGACAAUGGAGAAGCGUUCAAAAUGUUAAUAAGAGAGGAGAGAGAUUAACGAAAAAAGAUACAGUUCCGAGUAUUGACAGACCGGUUGCUUUGAACCUGAACUGUUUGAAGUUUGAUGGACAGGAGGUACCCCAGCAGGGGGAUAAAAAGAACAGGUUUGCUAAGGCAAGACACACACCACGAGAUCACGAGAUAACGAGACCCUGGAAAAGCGGUGUGCCCCCACAAGUUGGUGGGAGUUUGGAGGUCUGGUCGUGGAACCGACCAUAGACGCACAGGGUGAAAAGGUACGAUCGGCGGGAACCUGGUGUGUGUGUCCGCCCUUGCCUGGGUGCCGGGUUCACCGCGGAAGAAUGGUUGUAUCCGGAAUGGAGGGGUCACAGUCGGUGACCACAGAAGACAUAAAAGGGUUCACCCGAAAGCUAACUGUGAAGAACAAAGGUCUGUGUGAAUCAGAAUUUGCAUUCUCACUCUCUCUCUCCAACGGCAUAACAGCGAUUACUACGAACUGUACUAAGCUGAACUGAACUCUGCGUCACUUGAGACUGAUCAUUUUGCCCCUAGACUGCGAUAGAGCUUGUUUGAUUCCUAUUACCCUAGUUCUGUGUACAUGUGUGUUUUAUCAUUGCUAAUCUGUUGCAUUCAUAUCCUUACGAUUAGAGUACUGUGUUACUUAUUUCUUUAAUAAAACUUUCUUAG